AUGGAUUUAACCAAGCAACACUCUGAACCUCUAGCCAAGGGUGUAUGGGCGACGGCACGCCAGUCAUGGAACGACCUAUUCCACUGGAGACAGCGUGUCGUCGUGACCAAUGCCGACGGAGAGACGACCACCCAGUUGGUGGCCCCGCCACCACUGCGCAACCCGAUCAGUCUUCUGGCCCAGCUCUCACCCCGUGACUGGCUCUUCUUCAUUGUUGGGUUCUGUGCCUGGACAGCCGAUGCUUUCGACUUUCACGCCUUAUCGAUUCAGCAGGUCAAACUGGCAAAGUACUAUGGCAGGACGAAGACGGAGAUCUCCACAGCUAUCACCCUGACUCUUUUGUUGAGAUCUGUUGGCGCCGCUAUGUUCGGCCUGGCUGGAGACAGAUGGGGUCGGAAGUGGCCUAUGGUGUUCAACAUGAUUGUCCUUGGUGUUCUGCAGAUUGCCACAAUCUAUAGCAAAACAUUUUCCCGGUUCCUGGCUGUGAGGGCCCUAUUUGGGCUGUUUAUGGGUGGAGUAUACGGCAAUGCAGUCGCCAUGUCCCUCGAAAAUUGCCCUAAGGAUGCUCGCGGUCUCAUGUCAGGCAUUCUUCAGCAAGGGUACUCUGUGGGUUAUGUUUGUGCUGCCUCGGCAAACCUCGGUGUGGGUGGUGGGGAUGAGAGCUGGACGACUGUGUUUUGGAUCGCAGCUGGUAUUUCAAUCGGCGUUGGCAUUAUCCGAUGCUUCUUCCCCGAGUCUAAGCAGUUCCUUGAGGCCCGCAAAGCCGGGAAGACUGCCGUUCCGGCCUCCGCUUUUUGGAGGGAAACCAAGCAAAUGCUUGCCCAAGAGUGGAAGCUCUGUCUGUAUAGUAUUUUCCUUUUGACAUGGUUCAACUUCUACAGCCAUACUUCCCAGGACAGUUACACGACUUUCAUGUUGACCCAGAAGGAGCUUGACAACUCUAAGGCCAGCCGCGCCAGUAUCAUCAUGAAGGUUGGUGCCUGUGUUGGUGGGUCUAUUCUCGGCUACAUCUCCCAGUGGCUCGGUCGCCGCCGUACGAUCAUAUUGGCAGCUCUGAUGAGCGGCUUGCUGAUCCCAGCCUGGAUUCUUCCUGAAGGCUGGGGCCCUCUCUCUGCGACCGGCUUCCUUCUCCAGUUUUUCGUCCAGGGUGCUUGGGGCGUCAUCCCCAUCCACCUGAACGAGCUUUCUCCUCCUGCCUUCCGUUCAUCCUUCCCUGGCAUCACCUAUCAACUUGGCAACAUGAUCUCUUCGCCUUCGGCUCAGAUUGUCAACGCCAUCGCCGAAAGCCACUCAGUCACUAGCCGUUCGGGGAAGAAGGUUGAUGCCUACGGUCCUACAAUGGGAAUCGCAACGGCGAUCAUUGCCACUGGCAUUAUGAUUACCACUGCAUUUGGGCCUGAGAAGCACAGUCGUGAGUUUGAGAAGGCAUUGCCAGCCGGCAUGAACAUCUUACACCAGGAGCAGCAGGAGAGAAAGCCGGCAGACUUGGAAAUGGGAGCCCUUGAUGAUGUCAAGGGCGAUGCAGGAGCAGAAGGGGUUCAUGUUAGUCAUUCAGAAGAGAAAUGA
Molecule: messenger RNA, 1566 nt
Organism: Thermochaetoides thermophila DSM 1495
Lineage: Eukaryota; Fungi; Ascomycota; Sordariomycetes; Sordariales; Chaetomiaceae
Product: putative carboxylic acid protein
Exons: 3
Coding region: 1-1566 (521 amino acids)
Biological process (GO): carboxylic acid transport; transmembrane transport
Cellular component (GO): plasma membrane
Molecular function (GO): carboxylic acid transmembrane transporter activity
Source: RefSeq, a predicted model, not a curated record